AUCACAUAAUUAAAUUAUAAAAAGCCGUCAUGAAUAUAUUUUAAUUUUAUAUAUAUCCUAAUUAACAAAAUGAAUGUUAAAGAUUCGAAAGCUUUACUCCUACGGAAGUUUAUUCUUCGUUUCCGCCGAUUAGUACGAGCUGCCAAUAAAGCGGUGCAAACUGCAAUAAAACAUCAACGUGGCAAUGCAGUGCAACUUUGCACUGAACAGCUGAUUUCGCGUUGGCCGAUGUAAAUCAAUAGUUAAGAAGUGUGUAUAUUUCCACAGAUACUUGUUAAAUUGAACUUCAAUUAAAAUAUAGUAAUAAUGAGUGAACAGGAAAGCUGCGAUGAGGAUAGUACCUUCUACUUCGAAAGUGAUCAUUUAGCUUUACGUGGUCAUCCGGACUACACGAAUAUGUUACGAACGAUAGCUGCGCUGGAAGUUCAAAGAACGCGCCUUCUGCAACAGAUAGACGAAUUGGAGCUGGCUAAACAGCGUUAUUUAGAUGAUCCCGACUUACUGCUAAAAAAGCUACGAAAUAAUGAGGCCAUCAUAGCGCCAAACUAUAUGACUAUAGAAAAGUUACCGGAAAUAAAAACAAAUUUAGAUAUUCUACCAAACAUCGAUAUAAAAGUGAAGGAAGAGCCAGACUUCGAUAUAAAACCAACAACGGUGCGUGGUCGAGUUGUCGAUCAGUCUAAGCCGGAGACAUUCAAUCAACUUUGGUCUUGUGAAGAACAGCGUCGUCUCGAGGAACUGCUUAUCGAAUAUCCCGCAGAGGCAAUUGAAAGUCGACGUUAUGUGAAAAUUGCCAAAGCUUUAGGUAAUCGCACACCACAACAAGUUUGCAGCCGAGUGCAAAAAUAUUUUCAAAAACUCCAUGAUGCUGGUUUGCCUAUACCCGGCCGCCGGCCGAAAAACCGUCGUGGUGGUCAAUCAAAAACCAAACAUUUCUUUCGUCCAACCACAUUUUUCCCAGCUUUUAAUGUGCCCGUUCAUAUGCCAGAUGAUGAUUUCUCAUUGGAUGAUUUACAAACGGCAACUUCACCUCAACCAAUAGAAACACGUAAUAAUUCGAUUGAAACAGUGCCGGAAGCUUCUGCACCCUGCCCAGUGUUCCAUAGUAAAGAAGAUCGUGAACGUGUGUUGAAAAUAUUGAAUAAAGUAAAAGAAGAAAAAAUGAACACACCCGAAGGAUAUAAUCCAGAUCCCUUAGCGCCUCUAUGUGAGAAAUGUCGCGUGUCAGCUAUUUCACGGUUAAUUUGGCGUUGUAACACCUGUUAUAUGUACCUAAAUCAAUGUUCCGAUUGUGUAGUGUCGCAAGUGCUCUCGCAAAACUUUGAGCAUCUAACUCAUGAUGUGGUGACGGAAGGGGAUUUGUGACAUUUACCAGAAUUGCAAGAGCCAGGUUGCUUGAAAAUUUGAAUUUCUAAUAUUUAAGUGCCAAAUAAUAGAAACACGCAGCAAAAAUUAAGUCUUUUAAUUUUAUUUACCUCAAUAAUUUCUGGGACUAAGAAAUUUAUAUUAUUGCAAUUAAAUGAC
Molecule: messenger RNA, 1524 nt
Organism: Ceratitis capitata (Mediterranean fruit fly)
Lineage: Eukaryota; Metazoa; Arthropoda; Insecta; Diptera; Tephritidae
Gene: Atac1
Product: ZZ-type zinc finger-containing protein 3
Exons: 4
Coding region: 307-1365 (352 amino acids)
Source: RefSeq, a predicted model, not a curated record